This is a messenger RNA of Strongyloides ratti, 1110 nucleotides long. RefSeq names its product Target of rapamycin complex subunit LST8. The transcript has 3 exons. The coding region runs from base 1 to 1110 and encodes 369 amino acids. Gene Ontology annotation, biological process: TOR signaling; regulation of actin cytoskeleton organization. Gene Ontology annotation, cellular component: TORC1 complex; TORC2 complex. Lineage: Eukaryota; Metazoa; Nematoda; Chromadorea; Rhabditida; Strongyloididae. The record is from RefSeq and is a predicted model, not a curated record. Gene Ontology annotation, molecular function: protein binding.
AUGGCUGAAUAUUUAUUAUUUACUGCAUCUCAUGAUAAAACACUUAGAAAAUGGAGUUUUGAAACUGGUACUGAAAUUGUACAAAUUAAACCUAAAGAUGCUCAAAUCAAUAGUAUGGUUGUUAAUGAUGAUGGUAAAAUAUUAGGUACUGGUGGAUAUUGUACAUUAAAAUUAUAUGAUACAAAUAAUCUUGAUAUUAUAUGGUCUAAUAAUGAAGCACAUACAAAAAAUGUUCAAACUAUAGGAUUUUUUAAAAAUGGUUAUGAAAUGUUUACAGGUGGUGAGGAUGGUAUUGCAAAAAUAUGGGAUAUUAGAGCUAAUAAAUAUUCAUGUGAAAAAGCUUAUCAAAUGCCAUCACCAUUAAAUGGUUUAUCAUUACAUCCAAAUCAAAAUGAUUUAAUUGUUGCUGAUGCUCAGGGAAUUAUUUAUAUAUGGGAUCUUAGUCAAGAUGUUGAUUCUACUGUUCCAAUACAAGAACUUGAUAUAACAGAAUUUUUUAAUCAUGUUCAUGUUGAUAUAACUGGUGAUCAAGUAUGUGCUGUUUCUAAUAGAGGAAAAGUAUAUAUUAUUGGUAGAACUAACGAGGAUAUUAAUAGUAUUCCUAAUAUUAAUAAUGUUAAACAUGAUAAAUCAACAUUAUCAUUACUUAUGACAAGUGAAAUUUCAACAAUAGUUGAAGAAGUUCCAGUUAAUCCAAAUGAAGGUUAUUGUGUUCAGGCUUCCUCUUAUAAAUUUGAACAUUUCUUUAAAGCACAUCGUGAUUAUGUACUAAAAUGUCGAUAUUCUAAAUGUGGAAGAUUUUUAGGAACAUCUGGUGCUGAUGGAAAAGUUAAUAUAUAUAAAUAUCAAGAAUUUAAAGAUAAAAAUUACCAACCAUAUCGUCAAAUUCCUAAUCCAAAGAAAUACACUAACAAUGAAAGUGUUCCUGAUUUAAAAUGGAUAUGGGGAUUAGAAUUUUCUAAUGAUGGAAAAUAUUUAUUUACAUCUGGUGGUGAUCAUACUUUCCGUGUAUGGAAUAUUGAAGAAGAACAAAAUAUAAUUAAAUUUUCUGGGCAUUCUGGAACUGUAACAGGACUAGCUAUUUAUGAUUCUAAUCCAUCAUUGAUGUAA